UGGAGCUUCCGAGGUGGAAAAACAAAUCGAAUAAUUUGUUUCACAAACACACAGUCUUCGUUUCUCGUCCGGUAGCUGGUUUGGUGAAGUCGUGAUGGACUCAUUACGCGCUCUGACGUGCGUAGCUACAUGGUACGAUGGAGGUUUAUUGUAGGCUCUGAACUUUGCUGAGUCCAGUUUUAAGGCAUUAUUACGCAAAACUAGUGCCAAAUACAAUUAAGUACAAAACGGCCCAGCAAAUUCCCAACAUUCUGAGUAAUCAUCUGCAAAUAACCCUAACGUGCUAAUUAGUACCAACAUGGUCACAUACGGUUCGGCCCUAUGAAUGGAUUGCAUUUCUUCGCUUCUCGUCAAACUCUUAAAACCGAUGACUAAAUGUUGAUACAUGAAGAUCAAUUGCAUCGCGGCAGGAAGUCACCGGCUGAAUUCCAGCGAACCCCCACAUACGGGUGACAAAUCAGGAAACGAAAUGAAUCACGCAAUAAUCCGACGGGGGCAGAGCAGACCAACCAAGAGGUGUGAAUCGGAAGAUCAGUAGCCGAUCAAAUAAAUACAGCGAUCAUGCCUGCCGUCCGGUGUCAGUGUUUCAACAGUCUCGGAAAGCGUCGGAAGGUUGUGUCGUGCUACAAGCUAAAGUAGAACCAUCUCGAGAACCAGUUUAGUGAUUUGCAGCAACUUCUUUUAGUGUACAAUUAGCGUAAAAUUAAACGUGAUCGUUCGCCAUGUCUCAGAAAAUUAUUAUAAGCCUCUUGGUGUGUGUUGUCGCCAUACCCGUUGUAGUUCACAGUGCGCCCAACCGAAACACAGCGGAAGUUGCACCACAUCGGACUGAAGAAGAUGUUUUGGCGGUUACGAAUCUACCCUCUUCCACUGUGAAACCUUCGAACGAACUCGAACACAGCGAUGAAGGAUCUGUGCAAGAGAAUGCACCUUCAUCGCGAACGAAACGAGCCAUCAUCUUCCGGCCUCUGUUCGUCUAUCGACAGCAGGAAAUUAAGAAGCAGAAGCUGAGAGAGAUGCGUGAACAACAGCAACAGCAGCCACAGAGAGAACAGUCGGCUGCCUGUGCCGCUUGCCAGCAACAGCAGCAGCAGCAGCAACAGCAACAAACACCCAGAAAGCCUGUCCGGUAUUAUGCACAGAACUAUCCGUACCAGCGGUUGUAGAGGGGGAAAACCCCCCAGCUCGAUGCUGUAUCAACAGCACAUUUGACCGUAUGCGAAAAUCAUGACUGAACGAGAAUCUCAUUAUCAUACACGUAUCAAAAGCGCCAAACGUACCAUGGAUGUGAGAUGAGGAUUGCUGUUUGCGUGUUAUUGCGAAUGCAAUCUGCCGUUUUGUAAUUUAUUUAUUCAAUAAAAAAAUCGUUUCAUUUUUUAUUC
Anopheles arabiensis is the source of this 1382-nucleotide messenger RNA. Its product is annotated as myb-like protein AA. The record is from RefSeq and is a predicted model, not a curated record. The transcript is spliced from 2 exons. The coding region runs from base 723 to 1166 and encodes 147 amino acids. NCBI's taxonomy places the organism in Eukaryota, Metazoa, Arthropoda, Insecta, Diptera, Culicidae.